AUGGAGGGCCCAGAGCUUGCUGCUGCGAAAGGCAGCAGCAGCAGCAGCAGCAACUGCUGCUGCAACCAUCAGGGCCCUGGAACGGGGGACGCCUUCCCGCCCCCCCCCGCAGCCAAGGACGCCGGAGAGCAGCAGCAGCAGCAGCAGCAGCAGCAGCAGCAGCAGCAGCAGCAGCAGCAGCAGCAGCAGGGUUUUGAAGACGUCGAGGCGUACAUGGUGUGCCCCGCCACGGCGGCGUGGGCCCUAUCCGAGCUUCUGCGCAGCAGCUCAGCACCAGCAGCGGAACCAGCAGCAGCAGCAGCAGCAGCAGCAGCAGCAGCAGCAGCAGCAGAGGAAGACGUGGUGCGGGCCUGCCAGUGGCUGGUGCUCUCCGGGUGUAUCCGCAGGGUCACCUGGCGCAGCCCCCUCGUGCUGCAGGGCGAGCUGCUGCAGUGUGGGGUUGUGCUGCUGCCGCAGCAGCAAACAGCAGCAGCAGCAGGAGACCCUGCUGCUGCCAGGGCCUGGCUCGCCAAGUACGCCGCCCUGGCCUGCUCCGUCGACCUGCUGCUGAAGGACGCUAGCAGCAGCAGCAGCAGCAGCAGCAGCAGCAGCAGCAAAGGACACUCUGCGCUCUCUUGUCAGUUUUGGGAGGCCCAGGCCUUUCCCAUAGACUCCCAGGAGACAGUUUCUGCUGCAGUCAUACCUUACACCUACAUACCAGCAGCAGCAGCAGCAGCAGCAACAGCAGCAGCAGCAGCAGCAGACGCGGCAAACGAGCCUCAGAGAGAAGCCCUCCACUGCUGCAUCAUCUGCGAU
This is a messenger RNA of Eimeria tenella, 795 nucleotides long. RefSeq lists its product as uncharacterized. The transcript has a single exon. The record is from RefSeq and is a predicted model, not a curated record. The annotation marks the transcript as partial. Lineage: Eukaryota; Apicomplexa; Conoidasida; Eucoccidiorida; Eimeriidae.